UUCUUUUCAGUCGCAGAGCUGUCAAGUAUAUUUUUUCCAGUUCCAUCAUCACACAUCGAAAAUCGAAUCGACUGGAAAUCUAUUAAAAAUUACUUCCUAGCACAAAUCCGUAGUCCUGCACAAAUUUUAAAUUUUUAGUCAAAUUCAAUAAAAAAAUAAUUCUUCAUUCGAAAUGAAUGCAUCCAAAAUUGCUCAAUUUAACGCACUACGCAAAUUACUCAACCAAGUUUUGAUCAAACAAAAAACUCAACAAACUACCAUCCGCACAGCCACACACUAUCGCAGUGGAGCAUUGAAACCAAGGCCAGAAACCAUGCCUUUAGGUUUGGUUGGAGUUAUGUGUGCCGUAAUUCCUGGAUUAUUUAUUGGUGCAGCUAUUAGCAAAAGUGUGGCAAAUUUCCUGGAGGAAAACGAACUAUUUGUACCCGCUGACGACGAUGAUGAUGAUGAGGAUUAGAAGAACAAUAAAUAAAAUAAUAGUCCACGGCCAUGGUCGAUGACGAAACGAUGCGAUGCGAUGUGACCAAGUAAACCUUUUAAUUAUAGUUAUUUUGUUGAUAUAAAAGAAAAAUGUUGAUUCUCUCUUGAAGAAUAUUUUUGUCUUUUUAUUUAUUUAUUUUAAAAUUUGUCUAUAUAGAAGUCCAAAUAAAAUUAAUGUUGAAAAGAAAAACAGAAAA
Messenger RNA from Episyrphus balteatus (marmalade hoverfly), 677 nucleotides. RefSeq names its product essential MCU regulator, mitochondrial (gene EMRE). Gene Ontology annotation, cellular component: mitochondrial inner membrane; uniplex complex. The record is from RefSeq and is a predicted model, not a curated record. The coding region runs from base 173 to 457 and encodes 94 amino acids. Lineage: Eukaryota; Metazoa; Arthropoda; Insecta; Diptera; Syrphidae. Gene Ontology annotation, biological process: mitochondrial calcium ion homeostasis; calcium import into the mitochondrion. The transcript has a single exon.